Messenger RNA from Orcinus orca (killer whale), 6810 nucleotides. Its product is annotated as POLG alternative reading frame-like. The record is from RefSeq and is a predicted model, not a curated record. The transcript is spliced from 7 exons. Bases 290 to 1195 code for a protein of 301 amino acids. NCBI's taxonomy places the organism in Eukaryota, Metazoa, Chordata, Mammalia, Artiodactyla, Delphinidae.
AUACUCCCGGGGGUUGGGGGUUUGGGCGCAGCCGCAGGGAAGGGGAGGCAGGGGGUGCAAGCCACCAGCUUCAGGGCAGGCGAAUCCUCGGAGGAGGACCGGUGCAAACCUCCCCCUCGGCCCACUAACCCGUGCAACACCAGCCUCUCCUCGGGCCGCGGGGCGAGCGGACUCUGCAAAACUGGAGUCCGGCCCGGGUCCGGGAAGAAGGGGGCGAAGGUGCAGAAGCGGGCGCCCCCGGCCCAGGAUCGGGGCCAGAAGAGCGCAGCGCCCCGGGCCUCCCCGCCGGAUGGGGGCUGCUCCGGCCUACUGGACGCAGCUGCCUUGGCGAAGGGCUCACCCGGCGCCCAGAGCCCCAGUCGGCUCAGCGGGCGGCGGAGAGGAAGGGCUGCUGCCAGGGGCGCAGCCGCGACUGUGGCGUGUGCGUUGGGGGCAGGGGCCCCUACUCACCCGGGCCGGCCGCCUCCGCCUCCGCCGCCCCGACCACCGCCUCGGCGGUCCAUCCCUGCGGCGGGGGGCCUGUAGCCGCGGCGCUCGAGUAACAACCGCCGGCCGGGCCGGCCCCUCCCCCCUGCCCAACGUCUGUCCUCAGGGCCGCUCCGCAGUCCCGGCCUCGGCCGCCGCCGCCGCCGCCGCCGCCGCAGCGCUACGUGGCCGCCGCUCCGACGUCUCGCGACUCCCUUCCGAGCGCGCGAGGGCGAGCGGGGCCGGCGGGGCGGGCGGCGCGCGGGGAGGGAGGCAGGGGAGGGGGUGUGCGUGUGUGCUUGUGUGUGCGGAGAGGAGUGCAGGGAGGGAGGGAGGGAGGGCGAGCGCCGGCGAGAGCGCGCGCGCGCCCGCGGCCCCUUCCCUCUCCGGCCCCCCCGCCCUACGGGGAGCCCGACACCUCCCUCCGCCCGCCCCCCUGGCAUCCCGGCCGCUGGGCGCGGCGGCGCGCAUGCGCAGCCCUCGGGGCCGGCCCCGGCGCACCUUUUCUCCCUCCUGCUCACAUUGUGAGCGCUCCGCCGCCCGCAAAACUGCCGAUUCCCGCUCCACCCCCGCCUCCCCCACUCCACCCACUCCCGGGCACCCAGGUAAAGGCGUGGAGUGCGCGUGCGCACCGCUCUUCUUGGGUUUGGGGGCGUGGCUGCUGAAAGGAAGCCAAAAUGUAGAGUGGGAGGGAGCUUUGGGUUCUGGGGGGUGGGAUUCCACGAAGUAGGGGGCGGGUUAAGAUUAGGGAAAGGUGAAGUGAAGAAAAGUAGGCCCGAGUGAGAUUUAGAAGUAAAAGAACUUCUUUGGUUUAUGAAAUAAGGGUCUCUGAAAUGAUACUUAAAUGGAGUGCGUAUAGAAAUGUAGAAAUCAGCCAUCACAACACGUCUAAACAACUUUGAUGUGAAAACUCAAGUCCCACCUGACAGCACCAGGCUGGAUAAUAUGCUGCAGUGGAGAGUGGCCUGCAGAUGACCAGGGAGUGACCCGGAACUGACCAUCUGCUUGAAGCCCUCACUGGUGGCAAGGCUGAGGCUUGGCCUGCAAACAAGGUAAACUUCUAGGAGAUCCAAAGCCACUCCUUUGGAGUUCCUUAGAGAAAAAAGCUUCAGGUUCAUUGGUGACAGAAAAAUGGGGACAGAGAAGAUAGGGAAGCAAGAGGCCCUAAACCAGGUGCCCAUCGACUCAGAAGCACGCUUACCAUCACACUGGGUGCAUAGGUGAAUCCUCUGAUGCUGGUUGGUGAAGAUCUUGAGGGAGGUUUUUCCACAUUCUUCGGAUUCAUGGUUUCUCUCUAAUGUCCACGCCGAUGUUGGGUCUCAUCUUGAGCGAAGGUUUCCGCACAUCACGUUCUAUGUAAUUAAAUUCCUGGACACUGAGUCAGAGGUGCCGUCCAAGCCUCCAGACUCACCCGAGGGCUCUCGCACGGACACAUCAGAUACAGGUUUCUUUCCAGAGACUGAAUUCAUGAAGGGCGGGACCUAGGCACCCCCACCCCCAUGGAGAGAACAGAAUGGGGGCUGAUGUCCUUGGGGUCUUACCAUGUGGACAUCCUGUUGGAACAUUCUUCACUCCUCCCCAGCAAGGCACAGUCUGCUCUGUGAAGAAUCCAGGCAGGAAGUAAAGGAGAUCUCUGCGGCCACAGUGGAAAUGCCCAGACUCUCAGGAACCCUGGAUGGUCAUCCAGUCUGACCACACAUACCAUUCUGUUUUCAUUAUUAGUGUCUGUCCUGACUGCUAGUUCAUGGGCUCCCCCAGGACAGGAGGCAUGUGUGCCCUAGACACCAGUAGAGCCAUUUCAGUGUGUAUCACAGUGCCUGGUACAGAGCGGCUGUUAUUAAAUAUUUGUUGAAUAAAUCAACUAUAAAUGUGGAAGUGAUUCCCUUAAAGAGCUCUUCGCUCUUGCUUAGAUGUUGAGUUACAUUACAAGAUGGGUGUGUUGGGGGUGCGUAGGGACACCCUUGGGUAAGAAAUGCAUGGGAGGGCUCUGGAAAAUAGCCCCAAAGUUCCAUUUGUAUCUGCUGAGUAACAGGGAACCCCUGCAGGUUCUUCGGGUCACCGACAGGAGAAGGCAAGCGGGCGCGGGUUUUACAGGCUGUAUUUGAUCUGGAAGAGGGUAGGGUUACCCGAAGAACAGUGCGUCUUCUGGGAGCCACCUAAUCGCAGUGGCAAGUCCAGAGAUGACUUUUGUGGCUGAAGGGUGAAUGUUUCAGCCGGGUGAGUGUCAAGAAUGCGGUAAGAGCUCUAGGGAGCCUUGCUGCUGUGUGAACUCAGAGCUGACGGUGGAAACAGAAGAGCCAGUGCAGUAAUAGCCAAAAAUGGCCAAAGAGGAAGACGCCUUGGGACCCAGCCCGGGAUCCUGGCGUUGCACUGUGUGGAGUGGGGGUGAAACCAAAUAGGAAGAUGUGUCUUUCUCCUGAGGGCAGAGGCCGUGUCUUAAGCAUCUACACCCACAGCUCCAAGCAGAGUGAGCGCCUUGCACACAGUAGCUGCUUAAUAAAUGCUAGAUAAAUGAAUGCUGGUUGGCUGGCUCUGGGAGGCACUGAGGAUGUGAGAGCUUGUGCGGGCCCCUGAAGCCCUGUUUACUGUCUUCUCUCCUCCCAGCUCCUCAGCCCACUCUUCUGUGUCGUCCCACCUCUGCUUUAAGCCAGAAGAUGUUCCCAAAGAUCGCGGCUCUCUAGGUGGCCAGCAGAGAGUAGGAAAGGUGACACUAGCACCUGCCACCUGGGUCUCAGCCUCAGCUGGUCAGGUCACUCCCUCCCUUCUCCUUGGGGUUCCCACUGCCGAUAGGAUCCCACCCAGCCCCCCACCCAGUCAUCAGGUGUUGUUCACGUUUCCUCCUAGUCUUUCUCUCUUUGAUCUCAUCUGGGCAGGCAGGGACAUGUCACUGCUGGAAGCCUGGCAUAAGCAGAUGUGUGCGUGCAGGCACACACGACCCUUUCCCUGUCUCGGAGCCGUCGUCUGGGCCUCUGCCCCUGGCCUGACCCAUCUUUAUGAGGCCGGGGCUCUUCCUCUCCAUGUGCUGAAGGUAGCAUCUGAUGCGAGAGAGCCAGGCAUUCUGCACAUCCGUGUCUGCGGCGUUGGCCUCCCUCAGGGGCUUGGGGAAGAUCCACCCAUAAGGAAGGACCUUCCAGAGAGACAAGAAACCAGAAGCCUGACCUCGUGAUGCCCACAGCACCUGGCAAGGAAGGUACCAGUUCUGCUGUCCUGGCCCAGACCCAAUUCUCUCUUCCAGCAUCCACGCCUUCCCUGGCUCCCCUCCAGGCCGACAAGAUCUGCUCCAGUUGGGGAAGGAUAAGUAUGGUCUAAUGAGUAGCGGCAGGAGAGGGAGGCCCCCAUGAUCUCGGUCACAUCAUACCCUGGCUCUGUGCCUCAGUUUCCCCCUUGAGAAAGUCUGCCCCUGCUUCCAGGGUUCGGAAGUUCCCUGGUCUCACUGGGGAAGAAACCCACAAUGGUGUUGUGUUCCCUUGCAGCCAGGAGCCGCCCGCCCUGCCCUGCCCCACCCCAGGAGGACUUGGUAGUUGGUGAAGCCCGGCCAGCAAGGCAGGGUCCUGCAGGAUGAAAGCUCGGAGACGCCAGAGCAGGAAUAAUAAUGAUAAUCAUCGGCUGUGGCGUCUCAACCGUCCAGGAAUGCGAGGCCCACGCCCUGCGCUCCCCACACCCCGAGACACUCUGAGGGCUCCUUUCCCUUGAUUUUACUGCAGUGGUCCCACACUUAGCCAUUCCCAGCCCAAUCCAUUUGGGUUCCCAAGGACUGCAGUCCAGCUCCUGGCUCAUCCAGCCCCCAGGUUCCCCAUGGGAAGAGUGAGCUCGACUACAGGGUCGAGGGUAGGACGCCAGGCUCCCUGGAGGCUCGGGCUCCUGGGUUUCCCAGAGAAGCACUCUGGCCAUCCCUGGCCUGGAGCGCUUUCCCACAGACCCAUUUUUGUCUGGUCAGCUUGAGGUCCAGGAGCUUUGCCUGUGUCAAUACAAAUCAGAAUUCGAGUCCUGGCUGGGCCACACAUUAACUCGCGGUAGGACCUUGGGCAAGUUUCGUUUUGUUUUUAACUUCUUUGGGUUCGCUGUCUCACCUGCCCCAAAACUUCCAAGGUUCCCCCUUGUUCACUGAAGAUAAACUCUGAAUCCCGUAGUCCAGCAUAUGGCUGUUGAAGAUCCGGUUCUUUGUUUUUUUGGCCGUGCCGUGCAGCCUGCAGGAUCUUAGUUCCCUGACCAGGGAGCGAACCACGGCCCCCUCCAAUGGAAGCGUGGCGUCUUAACCACUGGACCACCAGGGAAGUCCCAAAGAUCUGGUUCUAAUUCACCUUUCCAACCCCACUCUUCUUCACCCUCCAGAUGCCAGCCACAAGUGACUCCCUGCUGUUGGUCAUGCAUAUCCCAUGCUUUCCCAUUCUGGGGUUGCCAUCCUUCUUUGGGAAUGUCAUUUUCUUCAUUUCUACCUGGCCAGACCUUCCUAGCCUUUGAGGUCCAGGCCAGAGAUCAUUGCUUCCAUGACUGCCUGACUCUCUUCCCACCUUGGAAUGCUGGUUCUUCUUUGUCUGAACCGCAAGCUCCUGGGUCCAGCCUCUGCCCUGGUUACGUGCAUAUCUCAGCUUGCCCACUGGGGUCGUCAGUGUGCUGAGGUCUCCAUCUCUGUGUCCUCAUAGCGCCUAGUACAGCAUCCUGCAUACACGACACAUGCUCAAUAAAUAAGUGUUGGGCAUAAAUUGUGGCAAAUAAUCAUCCCCACCCUAUUAACUUCCCCACACAAAUGUGCUUUGAAAAAGUAAAAGUAAUUCUUUUAAUAUAAAAUUGUAUGCAUGUGUGUUCUCCCCAGUUUCCUCGGGGUAGUGGAACGCAGGUACCCAAGUAUCCGGUGAAGGUAUUAGCUCCCUAGCAUUGGGCCGACAUGUGGAAGGCUUUUCUCAACCAGUCGCUGGUCCAGUCUGAACUUAGAUUCUGCAUAGCAGGCGGCGAGCUCUUCCCUUCCUCAGAGAAUGGCAAUCCCAUCCCUUGGGGGCUUCCGUUUUUCUAAGCCCCAUCAGCCUCCAUGUGCCGUGGGACUCAUAUGCCAGCAGGACCCCUGGAUUCAAGUGUUGUUAAGAGAUGAGAGGUUGGAUGUGUUUCGAAGCCUCUCACCUGGAUCCUUAUGAGAACACCUUGGAGCAGUGUUCCCUGCUGCUGCCUAAAGAAGAGAAGGACCAUGGCAAUGAAAGAGAAGUGAGCCAUUGCGGCCACACUUUGAGUACAAGCAUCCUUUGUUCUAAGAGUCCCCACCACUCCCGCCGGUCAGACGCCCCGUGGUCCGGUCCUGAGCAGCGAAGCCUUCUGACCCCACCAUGAGCUGGGACUAUAGCCCUGUUCCAUCUCGCUUGUUCCCUGGCACCCCUUUUGGAGUUGGUCAGUCAUUCAGUCCGCAAACAUUUAUUGGGCAUCCCGCACGAGCAGAGUGCCGUGCCGCGUGGCUACUGGGAAAGUCAAGAAAACGUUGGUGCUGCCUUCGGGAGAAAACACUCUCCCACCACAAACACCCAGAGAGCUGCUUACUACAAGUUCAAAAGAACUCCGUCUCAGAACCAAAGGGGUAACGGGGAGCCAAACAGGGUGGGCUUUAUCAGAAAAGUCUUCUUGAAAUGGGGACAUUGGAGCCUAACUUUGAUUCUCAGUAGGGCUGUCCCAGCUGAACAAAUCGGUGCCCAGGGUUGGGAAGCUCAUCCUGGCAGUGGGACCCAGAAUUCCCCCGCCACCUCUGCCAGGAAGCUGCCUUGUGAAUCCUGGGCUGCCCCUUCCCCUCUGGGCCAACUGGGCGAUAAGGACGGGGGACCAGCCCCAGCAAGGAGGAAGUGGCCUGGCUUCCUGUUUGUUUGUGAAUCUCAGAGCAGCACCGUGCAGCCAUGAACCCCAGCUAAGCAGAACAAGCCCAGCCUGAGCCCAGAGUUCCAGGGAGACCCACCAACCAACCCAGCAAGUCCUCAACCAUCUGGGACUCCAGAGCAGAGACCCAUCCCAGGGCAGCCACACUUGGAGGGCUAGCCUGGUAGCAGCCAUGCCAGGUCGGCAGGGUAAAGAGGUGGAGUAAUGACUUCCCCAAAGAAGUCAGAGUCACACAUUCAUAAUAUGAAGCCUCUGGGCAGCUCCAGGGGCUCAAGCAAUGCCAUCUCCCCACCCCAAAGAUUAUUUCCUAGGACCCUGGACACAACCCUUUUGCCUUGUAAGAAAACCUUGUGCAGAGAUUGGACCCUUUGAAAAAUGGGGCAGCAUUCAUUGUGGUUUUGUUUGCAACAGCAAAACACACGAAAAACCACCAGCAAGUCAUCCAAAAGCCGAUUCGUGACAGAAAAACAUGAUAGAUCCAUACUGGGGGAAACG